This is a messenger RNA of Nematolebias whitei (Rio pearlfish), 1541 nucleotides long. RefSeq names its product transducin beta like 2 (gene tbl2). Lineage: Eukaryota; Metazoa; Chordata; Actinopteri; Cyprinodontiformes; Rivulidae. The record is from RefSeq and is a predicted model, not a curated record. Gene Ontology annotation, molecular function: protein binding. Gene Ontology annotation, cellular component: endoplasmic reticulum. The transcript is spliced from 7 exons. Gene Ontology annotation, biological process: endoplasmic reticulum unfolded protein response. The coding region runs from base 82 to 1410 and encodes 442 amino acids.
GUAUUUGAACGCAUGCGCAGUGCUCAGCGAAUGGACUAGCAAGUUAGCGAGUAAAAAAAAAAAAAAAAAGACGUGGCAGACAUGGAGGUAGCUGCUCUGGUUGCCUUGACUUUAUUACUGGGUGCACUGGUUAUUCUGGUCGCGUUAGCGGUGGGAAGACGGAAAGAGGAGAAAAAUGCAACAACAGAGCAACAAGCUGCGGACAGUUCAGCUGAAUCCAGUUCUGUGAAGGGCCCCACGUCCAAGAAGCCGAAGCAGGAGAAGCAGCGGAGUCGCAAAGAUAAACCUGUGCAGCACAGUUUCAGCCAUCCUCUGCUGGCAGCCUCCCUGAAGGGCCACAGUGGGAACGUGACGUGUCUUGAUUUCAGCAGCAACGGGAAGUACCUGGCGUCGUGCGCGGACGAUCGCACCGUUCGGAUUUGGAGCACCAAAGACUUCCUGGAGCGGGAGCACAAGUAUCUGAGAGCCAACGUGGAGCUGGAUCACGCCACGCUGGUCCGCUUCAGCCCAGACUCCAGGGCGUUUAUCACCUGGCUGGCCAACGGAGAUACGAUACGCAUCUUUAAAAUGAUCAAGAAGGAUGACGGCACUCUCAGCUUCAAGGCUGCUGCCGAGGAUUUCCCACCGAAACACAAGGCCCCGAUACUCAACAUCGGCAUCGCAGAGACCGGCAAAUUCAUAAUGAGCGCCUCCGCAGACACCACCAUCCUCGUGUGGGACCUGAAAGGAGAGCUGCUGGCCUCCAUCAACACCAACCAGAUGACCAAUUCUUAUGCAGCCGUCUCCCCUUGUGGCAGAUUCGUAGCAUCCUGUGGUUUCACUCCAGAUGUGAAAGUUUGGGAGGUUUGUUUCGGAAAAGGAGGCGAAUUCAGAGAAGUCGCUCGAGCGUUUGACCUGAAGGGCCACUCUGCCGGAGUUCACGCAUUCGCUUUUUCCAACGACUCUCACAAAAUGGUGACCGUCUCUAAAGACGGGACGUGGAAGCUGUGGAACACGAACGUGGAGUACAAAAAGCAGCAGGACCCUUACCUCCUGAUGACCGUGCCCUGCUCCUCUUCUGAACGCAGCCGGGCGGCUUUAUCCCCCGACGGUCGCGUUGUGGCCAUCAGCGACGGCUGCAACGUGGCGCUCUACGACACCACCAGCGGGAAGCUGGAGGAGGAGCUGCUCGGCGUCCACAGCGAAGAAAUCACCGACCUUAGAUUUGACAUCAACGGCCGCUUUUUGGCGUGCAGUGGCGACAAGGCGAUCCGAGUGUUUCACAACGCGCCGGGCUACCGGGCCGCCAUCAGAGACAUGCGGGACAUGCUGAAAAAGGCCCAGAACGAAGCCAUGAAGCAGAGACUGCAGCAGCAGAUCAAAGAAGCUCAGAGCGCCCUGGACACUGUGCUCGCUCCUCCCAGAGAGUGAAAACAACACAAAAUGUGAUGUGAUGGUGUCUUAUUUAUUGAGACUGCUCAUGUCAACAUCUGCUCUCCUUUUUAUGCACAACAAUCUGUCCAAGAAAUCAUGGAUUUGCAUGGAGUUUUAAUAAAGAAUCU